This is a messenger RNA of Trichoplax adhaerens, 1047 nucleotides long. RefSeq lists its product as uncharacterized. Gene Ontology annotation, cellular component: nucleus; preribosome, large subunit precursor; nucleolus. Lineage: Eukaryota; Metazoa; Placozoa; Uniplacotomia; Trichoplacea; Trichoplacidae. The coding region runs from base 1 to 1047 and encodes 348 amino acids. The transcript has 16 exons. Gene Ontology annotation, molecular function: protein binding. Gene Ontology annotation, biological process: ribosome biogenesis; ribosomal large subunit biogenesis; endonucleolytic cleavage in ITS1 to separate SSU-rRNA from 5.8S rRNA and LSU-rRNA from tricistronic rRNA transcript (SSU-rRNA, 5.8S rRNA, LSU-rRNA). The record is from RefSeq and is a predicted model, not a curated record.
AUGGAAUCAAGUACAUUGCAUACCAACCAAGAUCGAAAGACGGUCAUUAAUGUGGAUAGCAUUCUUCAAGCCCAGUCUCGUCGAUAUAAGAGCACUGAAGUCAGCAAGAAUAUCUUGCCAGAGGUUGACCUUGGCAACUUACUGUUAAUCGAUCGACAACCGGUGGAUCCACAAGAACUUCAGUCUGAUAUAGAAAUCUCUCUACAGCAGCUUGCGCGUGACAAUACUCAGUGGUUAAUCAAUGAAAUUUGGAAGCUUCCAACCCAACAAAUGGAGGAUGCACUACUGGUACAGCUACCGGAGCCUACGACUAUAGUUGCCCGAGAGAAACCGAUACCUAAACCUAAGCCGCCAACAAAAUGGGAGCAAUAUGCAAAAGCCAAGGGAAUACAAAAACGCAAAAGGGGCAAAAUGACCUUUGACGAAAAAACACAGACUUAUAAAAGAAGGUGGGGUUAUAAAAGUGUUACAGAUGACAGUAAUGAUUGGGUUAAAGAGGUCCCAGAAAAUGCAGAUCCUUAUGAAGAUCAGUUUGAAGUAGCCAGGGAGGCUAAAAAGGAACGCAUUGCAAAGAAUGAAUUGCAACGAUUAAGAAAUAUUGAGAGACGACAAAAAGGAUUUUUUAACAAGUUUGAAGCCUCCAAAGGUAAGAGUACGAAAACGAAAGCAGCACAGGAAGAGGUAACAAAGGCCAUCAAAGACGCUCAGUCAUCGACGGCAUCUCACGGUGUAUUUACCAAAAUAUUGCCUCAAGAAAAACGUUUACGAAAAGCUGGAGUUAGAAGAAAGUUACCACCCAAUUUAGGAGAUGUUAAAUCUGAGCGCGGUGCGGGAUUAGAAAUUGCUGAUAAACUUAGGAAGGCUCCAAUAUUGAACAUACCGAAGGCUGUAAGCAUGAAUCCAGUUGAGGAAGACGGAAAAAAAUCGAAAAAAGGCAGAAAGUCUAAAGGCAACUUUCGCCAAGGAAAACGGGCUAAAAUGAGCAAUAGAAAUUUCUCCCAAAAAACAAAGAAAAGUAGUGCUAUUAGUAGAAGUAAAAAGAAAUGA